Molecule: messenger RNA, 3162 nt
Organism: Branchiostoma floridae (Florida lancelet)
Lineage: Eukaryota; Metazoa; Chordata; Leptocardii; Amphioxiformes; Branchiostomatidae
Product: flocculation protein FLO11-like
Exons: 4
Source: RefSeq, a predicted model, not a curated record
AACCACCGAGUGAGCGCUGUCCCCAAGCCAACUUCAACAAGCAGCGCUAUCCCCAAGCCAGCUUCAACAAGCAGUGCUGUCCCCAAGCCAGCUUCAAGUUCAACAAGCAGUGCUGUCCCCAAGCCAGCUUCAAGUUCAACUAGCAGUGCUAUCCCCAAGCCAGCGUCAAGUUCAACAAGUAGUGCUGUCCCCAAGCCAGCUUCAACAAGCAGUGCUGUCCCCAAGCCAGGUUCAAGUUCAACAAGCAGUGCUGUACCCAAGUCAGCUUCAAGUUCAACAAGCAGUGCUGUCCCUAAACUAGUUUCAAGUUCAACAAGCAGUGCUGUCCCCAAGGUAGCUUCAACAAGCAGCGCUACCCCCAAGCCAGCUUCAACAAGCAGUGCUGUACCCAAGCCAGCUUCAACAAGCAGUGCUGUACCCAAGCCAGCUUCAAGUUCAACAAGCAGUGCUGUACCCAAGCGAGCUUCAACAAGCAGCGCUGUCCCCAAGCCAACUUCAACAAGCAGCGCUAUCCCCAAGCCAGCUUCAACAAGCAGUGCUAUCCCCAAGCCAGCUUCAAGUUCAACAAGCAGUGCUGUCCCCAAGCCAGCUUCAAGUUCAACUAGCAGUGCUAUCCCCAAGCCAGCGUCAAGUUCAACAAGUAGUGCUGUCCCCAAGCCAGCUUCAACAAGCAGUGCUGUCCCCAAGCCAGGUUCAAGUUCAACAAGCAGUGCUGUACCCAAGUCAGCUUCAAGUUCAACAAGCAGUGCUGUCCCUAAACUAGUUUCAAGUUCAACAAGCAGUGCUGUCCCCAAGGUAGCUUCAACAAGCAGCGCUACCCCCAAGCCAGCUUCAACAAGCAGUGCUGUACCCAAGCCAGCUUCAACAAGCAGUGCUGUACCCAAGCCAGCUUCAACAAGCAGUGCUGUACCCAAGCCAGCUUCAACAAGCAGUGCUGUACCCAAGCCAGCUUCAAGUUCAACAAGCAGUGCUGUACCCAAGCGAGCUUCAACAAGCAGCGCUGUCCCCAAGCCAACUUCAACAAGCAGCGCUAUCCCCAAGCCAGCUUCAACAAGCAGUGCUAUCCCCAAGCCAGCUUCAAGUUCAACAAGGAGCGCUAUCCCCAAGCCAGCUUCAGCAAGCAGUGCUGUACCCAAGCCAGCUUCAACAAGCAGCGCAACAAGCAGUGCUGUCUCAAGCUCAGUUUUCAAACUUGUUCCUGCAAGUAGUGUUCCAGUUGCAGCAAGUAGAGUUUUCGAACUCAUUCCAGCCAACAUGAUCUCCAACACAGUUCCAGCAAGUCAAGAUGUCCCCACCCUUUUUUCAGCAAAUAAUGCUGUCUCCAGCCCAGUUCCUGCAUACAGUUCUGUUUCCAACCAAGUUCCAGCUGCAGCAAGUAGAAGUUCCAAACCUGUCCCAGCAAAUAUGACAGUUGCAACUCAGACAGAACAGAAAUUCCUGCAAUCAACCCCAAUCAAACCAAGGAAUCCUAUGUUAAACUCAUCGUUCUGUGCCACCCCAUCACCAGUUAUGACUACCCCUGGUAAUCCUGUGCUAAACUCAUCGUUCUGUGCCACCCCAUCACCAGUUAUGACUACCCCUGGUAAUCCUGUGCUAAACUCAUCGUUCUGUGCCACCCCAUCACCAGUUAUGACUACCCCUGGUAAUCCUGUGCUAACCUCAUCGUUCUGUGCCACCCCAUCACCAGUUAUGACUACCCCUGGUAAUCCUGUGCUAAACUCAUCGUUCUGUGCGACCCCAUCAUCAGUUAUGACUACCCCUGGAAAGGCUGAUUUAGACUCAUCUUACCAUCCUGAGUCGUCAGAAGAAUCAUCAGAAGACGACAUUGAUGAAGCUGAAUCUUCUGCACCUUCACUUGUUGGGAAGCGAUUUAUCGUUUUUGGAGAACAACUGCAGGAACUGUUCAGGAGCUGCCCGACUUGCUGCGCAGACAUGACUUUUGAGACGAGGACGAGGGGGUCAGCCAUAAUAGUGGAAUGGACAUGUUGUAACCAACAUUACGGCACCUGGUACUCACAGCCGUUUGAUAGAGGCAUGGCAAGGGGAAACCUGCUCAUCUCCUCUGCAAUUCUAUUUGCUGGCGGAUCCAUACAAAAGUUUGAAGACUUUGCUAAGGCACUGGAGUUUUUCAGUCAGGAAACGUUCUUCAAGGUUCAAAAGACAUAUGCACUGCCAGCAAUAAAUGACUAUAAUCAGUAUGAUAGAAGUAUGGCACUGGACCUGUGCAGAGAAGCGCCAGUAGAUGUUGUCGGCGACGCAAGGUGCGAUUCACCAGGCCAUAACGCAAAAUAUAGUUCAUAUACUAUAAUGGAGGAGACAACUUCACUGAUUAUUGCAAUGGAACUGGUGCAGUGUACAGAGACAGGCUCAUCCCAAGCCAUGGAGAAAGAGGGACUGGAUCGGUGUCUUCAGAAGCUGGAUGAAGAUGGCAUUGAAGUCAAUUGCCUGGCUACAGACAGACACAGAGGGGUAGGCGCCCUUAUGAAGACAAAGUAUAAAGAUAUUCAGCACCAAUUUGACAUCUUUCAUGUCUCAAAAAACAUCGGAAAAAAGCUGCUGGCAAGGGCAAGAAGAAAAAACUGCCAGGAACUGCUACUAUGGAAGAAGUCUAUAGGAAACCACUUGUGGUCGUCAGCGAAGACUUGCCAGGAAAGAGCAGAGCUACUGAGGGAGAAAUGGAGGUCCAUCUUGAACCACAUCUGUAACAGGCACAGAUGGUCUGGUAACAGCAUGUUCCACAAGUGUGAGCACCUACACUUGACAGCCAGACAGAAAAAGAAGAAGAAGUGGAUGAAGAUGGGUUCAGCCCCCCACAAGGCCCUGGCAGAAGUCGUCUUAGAGACCACACUGCUAAAAGACAUGAGCCAAAUGACCAAGUUCAAGCAUACAGGUAACUUAGAGGUACAUCACAACGUCGUCCUGAAGUAUGCUCCAAAGAGGACGCACUUCACGUACCCAGUGAUGAGAGGGAGGCUGCAGCUCUCCGUGAUUGACAACAACGAAAACAUCGGCAGGAGGCCAGCACGGACCGCCAUUGAUUAGCGGUCAUGGCGCUGGAGGACCAAAAUGCUACCUUUCUUCGGAGAAGACGUGUCUGAGUUCGUCGUAAACGAGAUUCUCAAGAGCUGUGAAGCACAGGGAUCCCGGAAUGCGUCGGGAAAG